Messenger RNA from Bombyx mori (domestic silkworm), 3155 nucleotides. Its product is annotated as lipase 1. The coding region runs from base 1832 to 3052 and encodes 406 amino acids. The record is from RefSeq and is a predicted model, not a curated record. The transcript has a single exon. Gene Ontology annotation, molecular function: hydrolase activity, acting on ester bonds. NCBI's taxonomy places the organism in Eukaryota, Metazoa, Arthropoda, Insecta, Lepidoptera, Bombycidae.
AGUGUCGCUUCGAAUUGUCUUUGUGUCGUAAGUGAGAUUUUUUAUGAUCAUCACAACACAUUUAAUAGUAAGAAAAAUAAAUGUUUCCUCAAUAAAUAAUCAAGAUUACCGUUUCAACUUACAAGGAAGUUUCAACAGUUUAAGUUACGGUUUAUUUCUCUGAAAUCUUUGAUUUCGAUGGAAAGUUGGCAUUUUGUGAGUUGGUGUUUUCCGGUUUUUUUCUUCGAUAAAUACUUCGGAUAAUCGUCUCGCGAAUGCACUAAGACGGCCUAAUAGUUUUUGUUUUUGUUAAAAUAUGAUCUUUUUUCCAAAUUUUAUUGAAUUACUUAAUUGAUUGCUUAAAUUAUUGGAGAUUUGAGAAUGAUACGCAAGCAGAGUCGCGUAUGAAAUUUAGCGCUUCGAAUGGGUAAUUCGUUGCACGUAAAAGGGUCCGCGAUUUCAUGUGCAGACUUCCUGCUGUUGUUGAAUAAGGCAGUUGUACGACCUUUUUUUGGGUCACGAGAAAUCGCAGGACUAAUGUCUUAUAAGUUGGGCCCAUAGGUCGAAGUUUGAAAUCGUCGUGGCCUAAAGGAUAAGACGUCCGGUGCAUUCGUAUGUAGCGGUGCAUCGGUGUUCGAAUCCCAGGCGGGUACCAAUUUUUCUAAUGAAAUACGUACUUAACAAAUGUUCACGAUUGUCUUCCCCGGUGAAGGAAUAACAUCGUGUAAUAAAAAUCAAAUCCGCAAAAUUAUAAUUUGUGUAAUUACUGGUGGUACGAAGCCUUAUGAGUCCGCACGGGUAGGUACCACCACCCUGCCUAUUUCUGCCGUGAAGCAGUAAUGCGUUUCGGUUUGAAGGGUGGGGCAGCCGUUCUACUGUAAAAGCUGAGACUUAGAAAUCAUGUCUCUAGGUGGGUGGCGCAUUUACGUUGUAGAUUUAUAUGGCCUCCGGUUACACCGGACACCAGGCGGGUUUUUUUUUUUUUUUCCUACCUAAUCUGAUAGCCUUAGGGGCUAUUUCAGCGUAACCCUAACGUUUGUAGGUGAGCUCACGGGGCUCAAACCUGAUGACGUUGCUAACACGAACCCUAGCAAGAGCCGUGCUUCGCAGAAUCUACCACCGGAUCGGAAACGCGACCCACUGAGAAGAUCCGGCGAGAAACUCAGUGGGCUGUGUCUGAGAGUUAAUUUACUCGUCGAGCCCUUCGUCGCAAGUGACGGGUUCGACGAGAACGGUGACCGGUGCUUGAAGUACCUAAAAGCACCGUUAGUGGAUCGGGAGGAUCUGAGAUGACGUGUUUUGGGCGACGUCGACUGCUUUCCAUUCUGUCCGCAGGAUCGGGAAUGUAGUUACCGGCGGCCACGAUGAGAGGGUUCUCGUGUCGUGCCGCUUUAUCGAAGUUUUUGUUCGUGUAAUUAUAAAAUAUAAUUUGCAAAGUUUUCAAUGCAUCACAGAAAUAUAAUGAUAAAAACACACAUACCUACCUACACAGCUACAAUUAUGUCUAUGCAUCGCGAAAAUCGAAUAAAAUACAAAAUUGUUCUGUUUAAAAUAUCAUAAAUAUGUAUGUAUGUAUUUAUUUCGAGAUACAAUACGAGAUACGAAUGCGGGUCAACAAAUUACACUAAUGAGUAUGCAUUCGAAGUAAAUUACCUUAAUAAAUUUGCUGAAAUGACCUAGCUUUUUGAUUUUUGUCUAGAAAAUAUCGACUGCGGGCGCCCCGAUUCAAUUAAAUCACCCAAUUUUAACUGUUUCGACAAAACAAAAAAACUUUAAAUUGCUAUUGAUAAAUAUGUACCUAUAAAUAUAUGUGUUUAAUUAGAAUUAUUCACACAAACUUUGCACUGCGUAUAUGAGUGAACGCAAAAUGUUGAGUUUUUUUCGGAUAUGUCUAGUAUUGGCGAUAAUAAGCGCAGUGACGUCACAGACCGUUCGAAAUAUCACGGCGACAUUAACAAAGGUGCCAGUGGAAGGGUUAAUGAACUUCACUGAACUUGUCCAAAAAUAUGGGUAUGAAGUCGAAGAGCACGACGUCAUCACUAGCGAUGGAUAUAUUCUGAAGCUAUUCAACAUACCAGGCGACAAAACUAGACCCGUGCUACUUUUACCCGGGAUAUUCGGAACUGCUGAUGACUACGUCAUAAGAGGAAACACUUCUUUGGCUAUCAUACUUGCAGCAUCGGGCUACGAUGUCUGGGCUAUAAAUGUGAGGGGAACGAGAUACACCAGGAAACACAUGACACUAAAUCCAGACGAUGAUUUCGCCUUCUGGGACUACAGCAUACACGAGUUUGGAUAUUAUGAUCUACCCGCUAAUAUCGACUAUGUUUUGAAUGCGACAGGGCAGUCGAAGGUUAAUAUAGUCGGGUUUUCUCAAGGGACAACGAUGACACUUAUUUUGGGUGCGACCAGACCGGAAUACAAUGAGAAAGUCAAUGUUUUCAUAGCCCUAGCACCGGUUUGUCACCUGCAGAACACGAGAGGACCGAUCACGUCAUUAAUCACAUUCGGUAACGUAAUAGACAAGGCAGUGAUGCCAUUUGAUCUCUACGAAAUUUCCGGUUAUAGCUCUCUCACAAAAGGAAUUAUGAAUAUGCUCUGCACACAAUUGCCGAUCAGCUACGAGCUGUGCAUGGGAGCAGUUUUAGCGCCAUUAAUUGGCACGAAAUCAGAUGAAAUGGACCCAGAUUUUUUUCCCAUCAUCAUGGCCCAUUUCCCGUCGGGCACGUCGUGGAAGAAUUUAGUGCAUUUCGCCCAGAUCGGCAGCAGGAGAUCUUUCAGUAAUUACGAUUACGGGACUACAAAGAAUUUGUACAAAUACAAAGCGUUUACACCACCCAAUUACGAUUUGAGAAAGGUGACAUUCGAUACAAUAUUAGUGUCGGGGAAGAACGAUAGAAUAUCGACGCUGAAGGACAUGGAGCUACUAAAACAAAACCUGGUCAAUGUGAAGGAUCACAUGAUCCUUGAGCCGGACUACUUCAACCAUUUAGACCACCUGUGGGGUCGUAAUAGUUACGCGAUUUCUUAUCCAUACGUUUUAGAGACUUUGAAGAGAUACAAUAGUCAUUAAGUUUGAUCAGAACAGUUUUUAGUAUUCUCUGAAUUACUACACGGCAUUAAAUAACGCUCAGAGAUAUUUAUUAAUGGAAUGAACCAAUAAAUUAUCAAAAGAA